AGAUAGUUGUUGCUGUUUGGAGAGAGGGACAGUAAAUCUGGUUCACUUGUUUCACUCCUGCACACGCAUUACAUACCGUAAUCAUGCAGCACUGGACUGCAUAUGUAAUAUUUUUAUUUUUGGUGUUUUGUGAUGUCUCCUCGCAAAGGAAAAAAAAGUCAGUCCAAACACUCUCAAGAGGCUGGGGCGAUGACAUCAACUGGGUUCAGACAUAUGAAGAGGGACUGACUAAAAUGGUUGAAAGUAAGAAGCCUUUGAUGAUCAUUUUUCAUUUGGAGGAUUGUCCACACUGUAAAGCACUGAAAAAGGCUUUUUCUGAAAAUCAAACUAUUCAAAAAUUGGGCAAAUCCGAUUUCAUCAUGCUCAAUUUAGUGCAUGAAACUAACGACAAUAACUUGGCCCCUGAUGGCUUCUAUGUCCCCAGGAUCUUGUUUGUUGACCCCACACUGACUGUGCGAGCUGACAUUGUUGGAAACUACGCCAACCGAUUGUACACUUACGAGCCAAGUGACAUGGACACCUUGGCAGAGAACAUGGUGAAAGCCAAGAAGUUGCUGAAGGAUGAACACGAGGAACAUGAUGAUCUGUGAUGGGUACAGAACCUAAUUCAAAGAUGACAUCGUACCCACUUUUAGAUGUGACAAGACUUAAAAAAAAACUAUAUGGGGGGAAAACAAGACAGUUGUAGAUUCUAGAAUUUUGUACACAGUGGGUGUAACUAUACAUUUUCAAAUGUGAAUAAAGUCAUUGUCAGAUUGAAAAAUG
Messenger RNA from Xyrauchen texanus (razorback sucker), 765 nucleotides. Its product is annotated as anterior gradient protein 3-like. Gene Ontology annotation, cellular component: endoplasmic reticulum. Lineage: Eukaryota; Metazoa; Chordata; Actinopteri; Cypriniformes; Catostomidae. The record is from RefSeq and is a predicted model, not a curated record. The transcript is spliced from 8 exons. Bases 84 to 590 code for a protein of 168 amino acids.